AUGCCGGCCGUCGAAACCCCCGUCGCGUCUUCAGAAAUUGGUCUCGUCAAGAUGGAAGACCGGAAGAGGCCCGCCGCCGAGAGCAAUGACUCGGCCCCGCCGUUGAAGAAGCAGGCGACCACUGCUAAUGGUGGCUCCAAGCCCCAUCCGGAUGCUGAUAUGCCAUGGAAAGAUGAUUUAGAGCGAUUUCAAAAAGAAGCGAUUCUGCGUCAAAUGGCUGAGUACAGGCGGGAGAGAAAUUCAUUGGAGUCGCGACUGGAAACAAUGUCCAAAGCCGCCACGUAUCAUAAUGACCAUCUCCGCAUUAUCGAUUCGUGGUUCCAGCAGUUAAUUGACGAAAUGAAAAUACUCCUCGGCUCAUCACAACCCGAAGACAAAGAAACCUCUUUCAAAAGUUCUCUGCAGUUCGAAGAUGCCGAAGAAUUCCAGUUACAUCUGGCCACCAGAUCGGAGGAUAUUCGCGCAAUAAUUUCCCAGGUUCAGGCCAAGUCUAGUGAUGCGCCCGCCGAGGUCUCGGAUUUACAGACCCGCCUUGCCAAGAAGCUUUCAGAGGAGAAGGCCAUUAUUGCAAAACUUGAGAGGACGCUAGUCGAGAAGCAACAACUGGAGGAGCACCUGGAAGAAGCCUCUUUGCGGUAUAUGAAGGCCGAACAAAGAGUGGACCGUGCGAAGAGUAUGACUGUUGCGAGAUUGGAGAAACAACAACUCAUGGGUAGUCAGCGACCUGGAGAGACCACACAAUCGAAGCGAGAAGAGUCAUCACCAGCCAACGGCGGCACUCCGGUAUUGGACCGCAACCCAGAAUUGGAGGAAGCCCACAACAAAAUCAAAGCGGUCACAGAAAAGCAAAAGGAACAAAUACAGAAGCUGGAGGCCGAAAAUGCCAGCUUGCUCAGUCAAAUCACCGAAAACAAAGUCAAGUCCACGAAAUUCACCGACGACGACUACGCACAUACAGAUCUGUUCAAACAUCUCCGGUCACAACAUGACGAUGUAGUUAAGCGCAUCAACCACCUGGAGGCGACGAACGUUCAACUUCGCGAAGAAGCAGAGAAAUACCGAUCAGAAAGGACCGCGUACAAAAUGCAACUGGAAAACGAAACCUCAAGUACAAUCGCGGAAAAAGAGGCUCAGUUGAUGAGGGCCGAAACAGAUCUUGCCAGAAUACGAAACGCCCGUGAUGAACUACUGGCCGAUCAGCAAAUGCGAAAGGCUGCUCAGGAUCAAGAGAAAACAUCGGGGUUGAAGUUACAAGAACUGGCAGAUGCGCGGGAGGCUCGAAUCACAGCUUUGGAGUCGGAGAGCCAACGGUUACGGCUCCAAAUCGAGGGAUCCAAGACCGAUGAAAACAUUAACGAUAUGCCGCUCGAGGAACUGCGCGCCAAGUACACCAGUCUGGACCGCCAGUACUCUAUGCUCAACACCGAGUUGACAUCCAUGCAAUCAGCAUACAAAAAGUUCGCCACACUCGCUUCGCAAAAGGUCACUGACUUCGGCGCGAUGGAAGAGAAGGUUGCCCGAUUAACGGCAGAGAAGUCGAAAGCAGAUCAGAAGUUCUUUGCCGCUAUGAAGAGCAAGGAAGCUCGGGAUGUGGAAGUCCGCACUUUGAGAAUGCAAAGCUCGAAAACAUCUGAUAUUGUGUCUCAACUGAAGGAAUCCGAGACAAGCACUCGUUCAUUGUUAGCAAACAUGGACAAGCAAGCCAGUGAGACAAAAGAGGCUUUGGGUUCAGCCAUGGCAAAGCAACGCGCUAUUCAACAACAGUUGACCGAGACCAAUAUCCUCACUGAAGGAUUGAAGAACCAAGUGGCAGAACUCAAGGCACUCUCCGUAUCCAAGGACUCUACGUUGGGAACCACCAACUCUUCGUUGCGCCAGGCAGAGACCGAAGUUGCCGCUCUCAAACAAUCACUUUCAGAUACCAAGAAAAGUCUGGAUAGCUGGAAGAACAAGAGUCUUGGUAACUCGUCUUCAGAGUAUGAAAUGUUGCGGACUCUGGCAUUGUGCACAGUAUGCCGUCAAAACUUCAAGAACACGGCGAUCAAAACAUGCGGUCAUGUUUUCUGCAAAGAUUGUGUCGAGGAGCGUCUCACGUCUCGUUCGCGCAAAUGUCCCAACUGCGGCAAAUCCUUCGGAAGCAACGACCACAUGCACAUCACCCUGUGA
This is a messenger RNA of Penicillium brevicompactum, 2166 nucleotides long. RefSeq names its product E3 ubiquitin-protein ligase BRE1. Bases 1 to 2166 code for a protein of 721 amino acids. The transcript is spliced from 6 exons. The record is from RefSeq and is a predicted model, not a curated record. Gene Ontology annotation, molecular function: ubiquitin protein ligase activity. Gene Ontology annotation, cellular component: HULC complex; nucleus. NCBI's taxonomy places the organism in Eukaryota, Fungi, Ascomycota, Eurotiomycetes, Eurotiales, Aspergillaceae.